Molecule: messenger RNA, 1488 nt
Organism: Argiope bruennichi
Lineage: Eukaryota; Metazoa; Arthropoda; Arachnida; Araneae; Araneidae
Product: 3-hydroxyisobutyrate dehydrogenase, mitochondrial-like
Exons: 7
Coding region: 100-1104 (334 amino acids)
Biological process (GO): L-valine catabolic process
Cellular component (GO): mitochondrion
Molecular function (GO): 3-hydroxyisobutyrate dehydrogenase activity; NADP binding; NAD binding
Source: RefSeq, a predicted model, not a curated record
UUUCCCCUGUUCAGUUGCGCGUGUGGCAGCUUCGGAGGUUGGUCGUCUGCUGUUUGUUGCAUAUGUGACGGAAACGAAGGUAGUAAACAUCUCAAAAGCAUGGCAGCCAAAUUUAUUUACUGUAAAAUUGCUUGUCGGAGUUUGCUGACCAAUGUGAACAGAUUAAAAAUGCAUCAAAAAAAUUUCGGAAGAUUGGCUUCUUCUGUUGGAUUCAUAGGACUAGGGAACAUGGGCAGUCAUAUGGCUAGAAAUCUGAUGGUGAAAGGUCAUAGCAUAACAGUAUAUGAUGUACAUCCAGAAAGGAUUACACAACUUGUAGACAGUGGUGCAUUAUUUGCUCAGCAUCCAGCAGAAGUAGCUCAAAAUUGUGAUCGUAUCAUUACAAUGUUACCCUCUAGUCCACAUGUACAAGAAGUUUAUACUGCUGAGCAAGGAAUUUUUCAACAAGUCAAGCCAGGAGCAUUGCUAAUAGAUUGUUCAACAAUUGAUCCCUCUGUUACCCGUGAACUUGCCAUAAGAGCCCAAAAGAGAGGAGCUGUUUACCUAGAUGCUCCAGUCUCGGGAGGUGUGAAUGCUGCCAAAAAUGGAACCCUCACAUUUAUGGUUGGUGGAAAAGAAUCUGAAUUUGAAGCUGUUAAAGAUCUCCUUCUUUGUAUGGGUGAAAAUGCUGUGCAUUGUGGUGAUGUAGGUACUGGUCAAGGUGCAAAAAUCUGCAAUAACAUGGCUCUUGCUAUUUCAAUGAUUGGAACAUCUGAAGCCAUGAAUUUGGGAAUCCGGUUAGGAUUAGAUCCAAAAAUGAUGGGUAAGAUUCUGAAUAUGAGCUCAGGAAGAUGCUGGGCAAGUGAAGUCUACAAUCCUGUACCUGGAGUAAUGGAAAAUGUUCCUUCAACUAAUGGCUACCAAGGAGGAUUUGGUACAGCUUUAAUGGCCAAAGAUCUUGGAUUAGCGCAACUAGCAGCAACAAAGACAUCAUCCCCAACUCCAUUAGGUUCCUUAGCUCAUCAAAUAUACCGAAUGAUGAUAAAUAGUGGAUUGUCAAACAAAGAUUUUUCUUCUGUAUUCCUGUAUCUACAGGAAGGACACACUUUUAAUGGGAAGAAAUGAAGGUUUAUAAACACCUUCUAUACUUAUGAACAAGACCAAUCUUGUAAAUAGAAAAGGAGGCUGUAAAACGUCUGGCCAAGCUGUCAUGUAUUUUAUACUUUUGGUGGAAUUUGUAUUUUUUAAAUGUGUUUACCCUAUUUUACUAUUAUCAAUUUAGUCAUUGAAAAUCUCAGGGUAAACUGUUAAGGAAUUCAAUUGUGUAUGUUAACAAUAUCUUGUUUGAACAUUUCUCCUCACAUUUAUGUUUGUGAAUUAAAUGUUCAUUUUCCUAGCCCUGAUAUUUCUACAUAUAACUGUUUGAAGAAAUUAAAGUCUGUUUUGUUUGUCUGUAUUAUCAAAUUUAUGUAUGAAUCUUGUAUGAAAUUAAAAAGAAUGUUUAUAGAA